AGAGCUAUCCUCAUACAGCCAUGGGACCGGGUCAACUUGCUGGCGAGUUGAGAUCGCUGUAAACAGAGCCAAGGACCGCACGUACACACACACAAACACACACACACAGACACACACACGCACACAUUGAAACAUACACAUAGAGGCACAAAUACACACCACUUUUACAACAAGCUCUGCCUGCGGAACAUGACGGAUCCGGCGGAGGAUCUAGAGAAAGACCCCGAUAUCGAGCUGUUUGUCAAGGCGGGGAGUGAUGGAGAGAGCAUCGGGAACUGUCCCUUCUCCCAGCGCCUCUUCAUGAUCCUGUGGCUGAAGGGCGUGGUCUUUAACGUCACCACCGUGGACCUGAAAAGGAAGCCCCUGGACCUCCACAACCUGGCCCCAGGUACCCACCCCCCCUUCCUGACCUACGAGGGCGAGGUCCGCACGGACAUCAACAAGAUAGAGGAGUAUCUGGAGGACAAGCUGGCCCCGCCAAAGUAUCCUAGUCUUGCAGCGAAGAACCAUCAGUCCAACAUUGCAGGAAUCGACAUCUUCGCCAAGUUCUCUGCCUACGUGAAGAACACCAGACCAGAGAACCACAAAUUGUUGGAGAAGGCCCUCAACAAGGCCCUGGCAAAGCUGGAUAACUACCUGCUGAGCCCCCUGCCUGGGGCUCAGGACGAGGAGGGGGGCUCCCACAGGGGGUCCAAGAUCUCAACACGCCGGUACCUGGACGGGGACGACCUCACGCUGGCCGACUGCAACCUGCUGCCCAAGCUGCACGUCGUCAAGGUGGUCGCCAAGAAGUUCCGCAACUACGACAUCCCCGCGGACUUCCAGGGGUUGUGGCGUUACCUUGGCAACGCCUACAGCCGCGAUGAGUUCACCAACACCUGUGCGGCGGACGCAGAGAUUGAACUGGCCUAUAAGGACGUCGCCAAGAGGCUUGGCAAGUAAGCCCCGGUCCAGUCCCGCUCCCAGGACACCAUUGCACUCCCGUUUGUUUUCCUUUUGAACUCUUGCAUUAAAAGAUUAUUUUUUGUUUCUUGAAGUGCUAUUUGAAGCAGGAUUCCCCGUGCUGCCCUGUAAUGUGGGGCGUGUGUCUCAGCCAAAGAUCAGUAGAGGGGAUUGAAUGGGAAAUCUCCUUUGGUUUUUCCUCAAAUGUACGGAAAGCGAACAUGUUUGGUUCGUCUGUGAAUAUACAAGGAUCGUUUUACCAUGUUCUCCAGUAGUUUGACAAAUCAUUAUUGUUUUUUUUCUUAUUUAAUCAUAAAUGACAAGAGAAGAGGAAUGUUUUUGUGAGAGAUUGAUAAGCCUUUAAAAUGAAUAUGCCCUGGGAAAAAUACAUAUUGUAAAUUAGAGCCUGGAUAAAACAGCUAAUAUUUUUUUAAUUCUUCUUUGCUAAACAGCGAGUGCCUUAAAAUAAAAUCUCUGAUCUGUGUACCAUAGGAAAAUAUAAUUCAAAACAAAAUAUCUGAUUUUGUGACGAAAAUACUGGAGAUCUAAAUUAAAGUAUAUACUGACCCAAAUAUGUUCAUAAUUUGAUGAUACAAUUGUUUUAUGACAAUAUGACAUCAUAUAUGAUAUUAUUUAUUCUACUAUGAACGACUUAAAUAAUGUACAUGAUUAUAGCUAAUCUAUGCUUGUGUAUGCUUGUGAUUACUUGAACCGUAUUUGAAUAAUAAAUCUAUUUUCUCAGUCAACCAGUGGAAGAGAUCGUAAUC
Gadus chalcogrammus (walleye pollock) is the source of this 1709-nucleotide messenger RNA. It is a transcript of the gene clic5a, whose product is annotated as chloride intracellular channel 5a. The record is from RefSeq and is a predicted model, not a curated record. NCBI's taxonomy places the organism in Eukaryota, Metazoa, Chordata, Actinopteri, Gadiformes, Gadidae. The coding region runs from base 190 to 942 and encodes 250 amino acids. The transcript has 6 exons.